This is a messenger RNA of Calypte anna (Anna's hummingbird), 2145 nucleotides long. It is a transcript of the gene SPIRE2, whose product is annotated as spire type actin nucleation factor 2. Gene Ontology annotation, cellular component: cell cortex; cytoplasmic vesicle membrane. Gene Ontology annotation, molecular function: actin binding. Lineage: Eukaryota; Metazoa; Chordata; Aves; Apodiformes; Trochilidae. Gene Ontology annotation, biological process: actin nucleation; intracellular transport; polar body extrusion after meiotic divisions. The record is from RefSeq and is a predicted model, not a curated record.
AUGGCGCGGGCGGGGCCGCGGGAGCUGUCCCUGGAGGAGGUGCUGAAGUGCUACGAGCAGCCGCUGAACGAGGAGCAGGCCUGGGCUCUCUGCUUCCAGGGCUGCCGCGCCGCCGCCGCCGGGCCCGCGCCCCCCGCCGCCCCCCGCAGACCCGCCGACAUCCGCCUGAGGCCCGACGGAUCCGUCCUGCUGCCCGCCCCGCCCGGACCGCCCGAGCUGCCCCCAUUGCUGACGCCCUCUGCUGAAGCCCAGAUGGUGCAGUCAUUGGGCUUUGCCAUCUACCGGGCACUGGACUGGGGGCUGGAUGAGAACGAGGAGCGGGAGCUGAGCCCACGCCUGGAGCAGCUCAUUGACCUGAUGACCAACAGUGACUCGGAGGACAGCGGCUGCGGCACGGCCGAUGAGGGCUAUGGGGGGCAAGAGGAGGAGGAGGAGGGGGGCGAGGGGCCACCACGCACCGUCCGUACCUUCGGGCAGGCCAUGCGGUGCUGUGCUGCCCGCCUGGCUGACCCGGCCGAGGCCCAGACACAUUACCAGGCCGUGUGCCGGGCACUCUUCGCUGAGACUGUGGAGCUCAAAGCCUUCCUUGCCAAGAUCCGGGAUGCCAAGGAGAUGCUGCAGAAGCUGAAGGAGGAUGAGGAGGCAGAGGAGCGUCCGGCAGCAGAGCUGGGCAGCCUGCGCAACACCGACUGGGCCCGACUGUGGGUGCAGCUGAUGCGGGAGCUGCGGCAUGGUGUGAAACUGAAGAAGGUGCAGGAGAAGCAGUUUGACCCCCUGCCCACUGAGUACCAGCUCACCCCCUUCGAGAUGCUGAUGCAGGACAUCCGAGCCCGCAACUACAAACUGCGCAAGGUCAUGGUGGACGGGGACAUCCCCCCCCGGGUGAAGAAGGAUGCCCAUGAGCUCAUCCUUGACUUCAUCCGCUCCCGGCCCCCCCUGAAGCAGGCAUCGGAGCGGCGGCUGCGGCCCCUGCCCCAGAAGCAGAGGACGCUCCAUGAGAAGAUCCUGGAGGAGAUCAAGCAAGAGAGGAAGCUUCGGCCCGUGGAGAUGUCAUACCAUGGCCAGAAAGGCUACAGCUCCCUGCCCUGCAUCCCCCACGCCUGUGCCCACCGCUUGGCCUCCAGCUCCUGCCUCGAGCUCUCCCGCUGCCCUGCCAGCACCACGCCGGCACAACCACGGCCACGAGUCCUGCUCAAGGCACCCACCCUGGCAGAGAUGGAGGAGAUGAACCUCUCCGAGGAGGAGGACUCUCCAGGCACGGAGGUGUCGCUGAAGCGGGACCGUUCCUUCUCAGAGCAGGACCUGGCACAGCUGCAGAGCCACCUGGGGGGGGGCCAGGCUGCCCCCCGGGAGACAGAGCCACUGCAGCCUGAACCCCGGCCCCGCUCAGGCUCUGUCCCCGCCAGCUGCCACCCAGUGCCAGAUGGCUCAGCACCCCCCCGGGCUGCCCUCGGUGCUGUGGAGGAGAGGCCAGAGGAUGGACCCAGUGCUGCCCCCAGCACCAGCUCCAAGCACCUCUGGCUGGAGUUCAGCCACCCCGUGGAGAGCCUGGCCCUCACCGUGGAGGAGAUGAUGAACGUGCGGAGGGUGCUGGUCAAGGCAGAGAUGGAGAAGUUCCUGCAGAGCAAGGAGCUGUACAGCAGCCUGUGGAAGGGCAAGGUCUGCUGCUGCUGCAGGGCCAAGUUCCCCCUCUUCUCCUGGCCUGCCGCCUGCCUCCUCUGCAAGCGGUCUGUCUGCAGCUCCUGCAGCUUGAAGAUGAAGAUGCCUUCCAAGAAGCUGGCUCACAUCCCUGUCUACGCCCUGGGCUUCGAAAGCCUCCCAGGCUCUCUGGUGGCCAAAGCGCUGCCACUGCGGCGGAGAGAGACCUUCCAGUGAGUCCCGGGUGCCCUGUGCCGCAGCUCACUCUCGGGGACGUGCUGGCGGCGGGUGGAAGAGGAGUUCCCCCACAUGUACGCCCAGGGCUCGGUCCUGCGCGACGUCUGCAGCGACUGUGCCGGCUUUGUCACCGAUGUCGUCUGCUCCAGCCGCCGCAGCGUCGCCGUCCUCAACGCCGCCCCGCGCCGCGCCAAGGCCCGCUCCCUCUACGCCGAGUCCUGGCACAAGUGAAGGGGGUUCUGCCCCCCCAGAUGUAUAUAUAUAUAUAUA